UCUUCCUGAUUGAUCGUUGACUCCGUCAGAGUUCAGAGUUCACGCCGAUGUCGUGUUGAUACUCCCCACCCACCAAAAGCGCUUUCGAUUUAGGCGGUUCUCCUACGAGCGAUGUGAUGACCUUCCUGCGGUUGUUCCUGCGGAGGCAGUUGCCCAUGGCCGCGUCACACUUGUCCCGCAUCGUCGCGAGACCGCCGCGGCCUCCUGGCGGUGUUCAGUCUGGCACCACGCGGCGGCAAUUUACGGAGAAGGGGCCGUGGGGGAAAAGCCCGGCACCGGAGUUACCACCGCAGCAAUAUCAGCUCACUGCUCUCGACAAGGCGGACGCUUUGAUGCUGAGGAAGUCUCACGAAACAGGUUUCCUCUCGUGGUUCCGAAAUGGUCUGCUUGCAACGGGAAUCGGCGUCAUCGCUUUCGUGCAGAGCGAAGUGGGACGAGAGGCGGCAUACGCCUUCUUCAUCCUGGGCGGCGCCUGCGUGUCCUUCGGCGGCGCCUCCUACGUGGGCAGCCUCUUGACCCUGCGGAGGCUGAUGCUGCUCUCCGUGCCCGCCCUGUUGAUCCAGGGCGCCGUGGUGGGCAGCGUGGGUCUUUUCUGGCUGUGCGCCGUAUCCCUCUACAUCGGCCGCCUGGAGGUGGAGAUCAUCCACGAGGACGACGACGAGGGUGAAGAGUGCCAGGAGUGCCGCGAUAGACGCGAGCACGGCAGCUACCGAGGCCCGCCCCACGACAGGAGGCACCCCAAUGCCGAUGACGGGAAGAACAAGGGGGCCGACAAGUAGACGUCUUCCAGUCUGUGUGCGCGUGCAAAUGUGGGUGUUAAAAGGGCCAAAGCCAACUAUGGACUUAAAUUACAGGGCCCCUUUUUUACUAGUUACCCCACGCAUCAUUAUCUACACUCUCAGGCCACAACGUUAGGUACACCUGCACAAUCUAAUGAGAUUCGUUAUAAAUCCAAUUUUUUUGUGGUGGAGUGAUAUAUUGUACUCAAAGCACUUCUGUUUCUGAUGCAGAAAAAUUUGACAUCAUUAACAUCAAAAUUUACUGGUUAAUUCUACUUAAAAUCUUUGACGGUGUCAAUCAAAAAUGAGAAUUUGCAUGUACAGUGGAUUUGAAAAUUCCACACAUCCCUAUUUAAAUAUCCAUUUGUUGUGAAAAAAAAUUAGACCAAGAUAAGUGAUUUUAAAACCAUUGUGCCCCGUAAACUGUACAAUUAAAUAAAAUGAAAGAGAGGGGAAGUAAAAAUCAAUAGCUGAGAUAAUUGGGUUGCACAAGUGUACAUACAGUAUGCCAUUACCAUUCAUCUUAAAAUUCAUAUUGGGAAUCAGCACACACCUGCCACAUUUUAAAGUGUCUCUGAUUAAUCCCGAAUCUAGUACAAAUGUACUAGUAGGCUUUUCCUGAUAUUUGCCUGAAGUUUUUUUCUGUCACUGACUGCUAUUUGGAACUGUUCAUAAUUCGUUUCUGACCAGAAAACAUUUGACCACAUGUGUUGGGAGAUUUUUUUUUUUUUUUUUUUAUAUGUCGGUGUUGGCACAAAACUUUUAGGCUUCUGCUGGAAAGCAAAAAAAAAAAAAA
Messenger RNA from Hippocampus comes (tiger tail seahorse), 1575 nucleotides. It is a transcript of the gene tmem160, whose product is annotated as transmembrane protein 160. The coding region runs from base 117 to 779 and encodes 220 amino acids. Lineage: Eukaryota; Metazoa; Chordata; Actinopteri; Syngnathiformes; Syngnathidae. The record is from RefSeq and is a predicted model, not a curated record. The transcript is spliced from 5 exons.